Molecule: messenger RNA, 2943 nt
Organism: Paramecium tetraurelia
Lineage: Eukaryota; Ciliophora; Oligohymenophorea; Peniculida; Parameciidae
Exons: 5
Biological process (GO): signal transduction
Molecular function (GO): 3',5'-cyclic-nucleotide phosphodiesterase activity
Source: RefSeq, a predicted model, not a curated record
AUGAAUUAAUAGUUGGGAUCUUAUGUUAAAUUUUUCCAUAUCAUCCGAGAAUUGGAGGACAGCAACUAAAUCGAUAUUAAAUAGAAGUAAAUCCUGAAAGUCAAUUUUACAACAAAAGAAAAAAAAUUGAUGAAUAUACUCAACGAUCUAAAUGAUGAAGACGAAGAGGAAAUUAAAUUCAGUCUCUUAAACUAUCUAAAUGAAUCACCCUAAGAGAAACAGCAAAUACAGAGACAAAUGAAACGAACUAGAUCUAGCAUUACUGAUGUCGAUCUUAUUAAGGGUAUACAAUAUGAUGAACUCAAAUUCACUGAUGCACUAGCAGAAAUGGAAAAAGCCUUAAAGUUAAUCACUCAUUUUCAAGCCAAAAUUAAAGAUGGAUAAACUAUAGAUCCAAAAGUCAAUGAAAUUUUGGAACACAUUAACACACUUUUUAUUCAGAAUUCGCCCUAAAAUAUCCACUCACCUACAAUUAUAGGAAGAGGUCAAUCACUCAACUUAGAUAUCAAUUACUAAAUCGAAAGUGAACUCAGCGAGGCAUACAAGGAAGUUAAAUGUUAAUUUGCAAAUUACAUGAAGAGUCAUCUAUUACUCAUGGAUGAAACAGUCUCCUAUAAUACUAUCUUCAGUUUGCUUAAGGAAUUGAGCAAGAACCUCUUAAAUUGUGACAACUUUAGUUUCUUUGUCAUAAAUCCCAAUAAUGAAAUGGAACUUUAUCAAUCUAAAACUGACAAUAUAGAAUAAUUACCGAUUGAUUAAACCAUUAAGGAUGAGCUAGAAACAAUCCCAUAGAACAAAAUAUUUAGGUUCUCUUAGAACUCAUCCUUUUGUUCUAAAUUAAUGUCCAUCAACUAUCUAUCAUCUUAUGGUUUAUAUGCCAAUAAUGUUGUGUUCAUCUAUCAUUCAAAAUAGAAUAAACAACUUGAAACUCAAGAUAUUUUAAAAAUUGCAAAUGAAUACUAAUUAAUAGAUGAAAUCAAGACUCUAUCUAUGUUCUUAUUGCAAACCAUUCAAAAUGCUAAAGUAUAAUUCUUCAGUCCAUUGUCCAUUGCUGACAUGAUCCUAGACCUUGGAAUAUCAUUCGUUAGAGCUUCUAAGUUUGUUCUCAUUGAAAAAAUGUAUAACAUCAUCAGCCAAGUCUAUAAAAUUGAUAAGUUACAAACAGAUUAAUAAGAAAUUUAGGUUUGGGAUACCGAGAGUGUCUACAUAGUAUUCAAAGAUUAAACAGUAACUGUGUGUUUCAGAAUCUAUUAAAUGAAUCUAGUAAAAUAGAGUGAUCAAAGAUUGUAUUCCGAGAUCAAACAAUUCUAUGAGAAAUAUCUUCGAUUCAUUAGAGAAUGCUUUGAUAAGAGUGCCUUUUAUAAGUUCUUUCUAAGAUCAAACGAUUCACUCAUUUUUGAAUUCGAUAAAAGUGGUCACUUAUUGUUCCUCUCCAGACCCAUCCCUAAAUAAAUCAAAUCCAAUUUCAACAUACAAUUUAAUUCGCAUCUAAUUCACUCCAAUCAAUUAUCAUAUAACAAGAUAUUUGAUCAAAAUGUUGUAUCCAAUAUUGAAAACUAUCUACAAGAUCAUAAAUGGUAAAUGAUGAAGGACAAUGAGAAAUAAUACGAAAUAUUCCUUAAAAUUGAAGAGAAGACUUACAAAGGAUUCGCAGUGAUCUUCACUGAAAAUAUCAAGGGAUGGGUUAAAGAACAAUUUAAAUAAUUGGAAUCUGGUAAUCAAUUGGAUUCCAAAAUCAAAGCCAAAAUCAGAAAAUAACUCAUCCAACAUGAAACAAUCAAUUUUGUUAACAAAUUAGAAGAAAACAACCCAGAAGUAAAAGAUUCAGUUGCAUCUUUAUAUAUGCCUCUAUAACAAUUAAUCUUAAAAAAAUCUAAAUCUAUUAGAGAUAUCCAGAAUACUCAAAAUGAACCAAAGAUGAGAAAAACAGAAGCCCCAUAGAGAUCGAAAUAUCUCACCAUUUAAGAAUUGGACCUCAACGAAUUUUCUUUGGAUAUUUAAGAUGAUUUAAUUGAUACUUUCGACUUUAACAUUAUGGAAUUAACUUCACAAAUUCAAAAGCAUAGAGUUGUUUGGGCAAUACUAAAAAAGAAUGGACAUCUAGAUGAGUACUAAAUACCCCCUGAGAAUUUGCAGAGCUUUAUUAAAGAGAUGGAAUACAAUUACAAUGUCAACAAUAACCCGUAUCACAAUUAUGAUCAUGGUGUUACUGUGAUGCAAACUGCUUACUAUUUCUGUUUGGAAUUAGCAUUUACCUCGAAUGCCUCUAUUAUAGAUAACUUUAAUAGAUUCAUAUUGAUGAUUAGCAGUUUUGGCCAUGAUGUUGGACAUACUGGUAAAACUAAUGUCUUUGAAAUCAAUAGUUUGAGUGAUCUAGCCAUGAGGUAUCAUGACAAAAGCGUACUUGAAUAACAUCAUGCAGCAUUGACUAUUUAAAUUCUAAAAAAUCCACAAAGCAACAUCCUUGUAAACCUCAACCAAUAAGAAUUUAGAAAUUUCAGAAAAGGACUCAUCGCCAAUAUUUUAAGUACAGAUAUGUCUGAACAUUUUACUUUGUUGAAAGACUUUGAAAAUAGACCUAAAGAUUUUAACGAUUGCAAAAUUUUGAGUGGAUACAUUAUGCAUACAAGUGAUUUUGGAGGAGCAGGAAAAAAAACUAAUCUGUCUAUUUAAUGGUCUUCAAGGGUCAACCAAGAAUUUAGCAUUUAGUAUAAAUUGGAAGGUGAAUUAGGGUAUCCACAAUAACCUUACAUGAAGGAUUUACAUAUUCCACACGUCCUGGCCAAGUCAGAAAUAGGUUUUCUGAAGGUGAUUGUUAGACCUUGCUAUGCGCUAUUAAGUGAGUUCUUGGAGGAUAAGCUCAAACAUUGCAUAGCCAAUAUUGAUGAUACAAUAUAGCAUUGGGAGAAAAUAGUCAAAAAAGGUGAAGAAUAACAAUAAUGA